This is a messenger RNA of Monopterus albus (swamp eel), 1076 nucleotides long. RefSeq names its product U8 snoRNA-decapping enzyme. The record is from RefSeq and is a predicted model, not a curated record. The transcript has 5 exons. Gene Ontology annotation, molecular function: phosphodiesterase decapping endonuclease activity; snoRNA binding. Gene Ontology annotation, biological process: mRNA catabolic process; sno(s)RNA catabolic process. Gene Ontology annotation, cellular component: nucleus. Bases 218 to 883 code for a protein of 221 amino acids. NCBI's taxonomy places the organism in Eukaryota, Metazoa, Chordata, Actinopteri, Synbranchiformes, Synbranchidae.
ACAGUUGUUAUCCUAGCAGUAGUAUGCAAUGAGCUACUGACAAUGAAAAGUUCAGUCAAGGGCAGGGAUUUCCCCCAGCUGUCAGCCAACUCCACACCAACAGAGGGAGCUAAAGUGCUUUGAUAAGUCACAUAGCUCUCCUUUUAAGCUUCCUGGUUCUGCAAAGUCUUCUGGGAUUUUUUUCUGCAAACAAGCCCACAGGCCUUCAAGUUAUUCAAUGGCAAGCGGACAGCUGUCGAGAGCCGAGGCGUUGGCAAGUCCAGGCUGCAGGCAUGCAUGUCACGUGAUGCUCUUCUCUGACACGAAAAUUCAGCUGUUUGGGAGAAUUCCCAUCAGACACAUAAUACUAAUGCAGAUGCGCUUUGACGGUCUAUUGGGUUUCCCUGGCGGAUUUGUUAAUCCAUUGAAGGAGACGCUGGAGACUGGCCUGAGCAGAGAGUUAUCAGAGGAGCUAGGUGUGGCUCUUCAGAUAUCAGUAGAAGAUCAUGUAGAUUCUUGCCAUGCCCCUGCUUCGUCCCCUUCCUCCUCCUCCUCGUCUCGUUUUAUCACUCACUUCUAUGUGAAAAAGAUUGAGGAAGAGCAGAUACGAGAGGUGGAGAGAGCGGCUGCAACCACUGCAACAGAUCAUGGCCAUGAGGUGCUGGGAAUGGUCAGAGUCCCACUCUACACCACAAAAGGCGGGGGAGGUCUCUCUUCUUUCCUGUCGCACUCAUUCAUUGGCAACGCACGCUCCCAGCUGGUCAACACUCUGCUGCGGUUCAACCUGGUUGCCCCCGAGGAGCUACACAAAGCCCUCACACACUCUAUGAAGAUACACACACACACCGGAGAGGACCUGCGAGCUGUCACCACACUGAUAAAGCCGAAGACGAAACUGUUUUGAAACACACCUGGACGUGCAUGAGCACAUCCUCCUAAGUGUGCACAUAAAUUCAGCAGCACAGUUCUUCACUCAUGCACACUGUCACGCCGACUCUGAGCUGGUGACUCAUAAUUGUAUAUCUUACACCAAACAGUUCAGGGGGAAACAUUAUCAACUGCUUUGCCAUUAAUGGAAAUAAAAUCUCUCACACUGU